Molecule: messenger RNA, 2949 nt
Organism: Leptopilina heterotoma
Lineage: Eukaryota; Metazoa; Arthropoda; Insecta; Hymenoptera; Figitidae
Gene: Usp20-33
Product: ubiquitin carboxyl-terminal hydrolase 33
Exons: 6
Coding region: 231-2936 (901 amino acids)
Biological process (GO): protein deubiquitination
Molecular function (GO): zinc ion binding; cysteine-type deubiquitinase activity
Source: RefSeq, a predicted model, not a curated record
CUGACAGCGCAAUUCUGUCGUGUGUCGUGUCAUGAUGGUUACAGAAAAAUGUGUUUCGCGAUGAACGAUAAAAAAAAAAAGAAUAAUUUCUCACUUCGAAAAAAGAGCACGAUACACAAAUAAUGAACCAUAUCAUUGUAAUUCAACUAAAUCGAUACUUGUCAUAAGUGUUUUGAAAAAUACUGAAUUUUUCGAGAAACAAAAUUUCUUCCACAGAAAAAAAAUAAAGAAUGCCCCACGUAGCAAGAAAUUGUCCCCACGUUUCAAAUCAAAGUGAUCCGGGAAUUAUUGAAAUUGCCGUCUCUUAUAAGGAUCGUUUUACAAAGUGCAGUGAAUGUGAGAGUGAAGGUCCAAAUCUUUGGUUAUGUCUCUAUCCUGAUUGUCGAUGGGUUGGUUGCGCUGAGACAAAUCCAGAUCACAGUUCAGUGCACAAUAGUAAAUUUCCAAAUCAUUCGAUUCAUAUGAAUCUUUGUACAAAUAGAUUUUGGUGCUAUUCCUGUGGUAAUGAGGUAUUUGCAUGGCAAAAUUCAAAUCAAUCGAAUCAAAUUGAAUUUAAAAAAUUUGCUGGCGAUGCAUCGAGUAUUGAUACGAAAUCAACGGAUCUACAACGACUACUUGUUGAGACAUUCCUGGAGAGUAGACGAGAUCAGGAGCUGAGGGAAAGUCGAAUAAGCUCUGAGAAAGGGGAUGCGGGGAAUGAGAAAUUUUCUCCGUCCGAUUCGCCGGACAGUACGGACUCGGACGAUGGAAAGGAUUUCAGUGGGAAGCCAAGGGGACUUGUGGGCCUGCAGAAUAUUGGAAACACGUGCUACAUGAAUGCAGCGCUGCAGGCAUUGUCCAACGUUCCGCCGUUGACGCAAUUUUUCCUCGAUUGCGCUCACAUGGCGACUUACAUUUCAAAAGACAGGAAACACGGUCUCAGUCUUAGUUAUUUGAAUCUGGUGCGAGACAUGUGGAAUCGUAAAAAUCGAGGUUACGUCGUGCCUCAUGGAAUUCUUUCUGGAAUUCGGACCGUACAUCCAAUGUUUCGUGGCUAUCAUCAGCACGACACGCAGGAAUUUCUUCGGUGUUUCAUGGAUCAAUUGCACGAGGAAUUAAAGGAACACGUCGAGGACGAUAAUAAGGAAUUGCGAUUGAAGAAUUUCGGCGAACAUUCGUCGGACGACGAUGAGACGGAAAUCGAUGGCACUGGUUCAAGUCAAUCGGACGCUGAAUAUGAGACGUGCGACUCGGGUGUCAGUGAACAGAGUUCUCUGAGCGAUGAAGGUGAACGUGGAACGAAACGACGCUAUUCACGUGUUUCACAGUCGGAAAAAGGACGAAAUAAAUUCACCAACAGGACAAAUGUCGGCGAAUUUUCCGGCUCACAAAGAUCGUCACAAAAUUCACCCAAAAAGCAAAUUAAGACAAAGAGUAUUAUCAGCGAUACUUUCGAUGGGAAACUACUUAGUAGCGUUGAAUGUCUCACUUGUAAUCGAAUUUCGACUCGAGUCGAAACGUUUCAGGAUCUAUCGCUACCGAUACCAAGCAGAGAUCACAUCGACAUGCUCCAUCAGGGCUCAUUAACACCCCAAAAAGCCGGACCCUGCUCGGACGUUGUCUACGUGACAAAUCAAUCCGGCUGGUUCACCUGGUUCUUUCAGUGGAUGCGCUCAUGGUUCUGGGGCCCCGUCGUCAGUCUCCACGACUGCUUGUCCGCCUUCUUCAGCGCCGACGAACUCAAGGGCGACAACAUGUACAGCUGCGAGAAAUGCAAUAAACUUCGUAACGGCAUUAAAUUCUCCAAAGUUCUCGAACUGCCCGAAGUUUUGUGCGUCCACCUGAAGCGCUUUCGCCACGAACUCAUGUUCAGUUCGAAAAUAGCAAAUUUCGUCUCAUUUCCAUUGGAGGGCCUCGACAUGCGGCCCUAUUUGCACAAGGAAUGCGUGUCGACAGUGACCACCUACGAUUUAAUUUCGGUGAUUUGCCAUCAUGGAACGGCGGGCGGCGGGCAUUACACGUGCUACGCACUGAAUCCGAUUGUGAGUCAAUGGUUUGAAUUUGACGAUCAAUGCGUGACGCAAGUGCCGCCCGAGACGGUGAGCAAUUGUGAGGCGUAUGUUUUGUUUUACAAGAAAUCGUCGCCGGAAAUGAUGCGACUCAGGGAUAAGACAAUGGAACUCAUGGAAUUGUCGGCGAGGGAGCCUUCGGAUUUGAAUUUCUUUGUCUCGCGGCAGUGGAUUAAUCGAUUUAAUACAUUCUCCGAGCCUGGACCAAUUGAUAAUUCGGAUUUUUUGUGCCCCCAUGGCGGUGUCAAUCCAAUUAGGGCGCAAUUUGUCGAUAAAAUCAGUAUGCCAAUUCCGCAAGCGGUUUGGGAAUUUCUCUACAGCAAGUUUGGAGGAGGACCGGCUUGCACGCAUCUUUACGAAUGUCCAAUUUGUGAGGAGAAAUACGAGUCGUUGGAGAAACGGCGACUUUACGAAAUGGACAUGUUUCAGAGACUAAAUCACAAUUCGGAGAAUCCAACUUCUGUCUAUGCACUGGCAAUGGCGUGGCUGAGACAAUGGCAGAGCUUUGCGAAGAGAAAGGAGAUUCAACCUCCUGGACCAAUUGAUAAUAGUUCGAUAGUUGUGAAUAAAAAUGGACAAAUUGUCUUGAAAGCAGGCUCGGACUAUGGACAAAUACCCGAAGAACUUUGGCAAUUUUUACUACACAUUUACGGUGGCGGUCCAGAAUUAAUGCUUCACUGUCAACGACCACUUCUUCCACAGACAACAUCAGCGCACGAAUUUCCCGAUUCGUCGAAUACAAAGCGUUCCGAGACGAAGGCAAUCAGUAAAAUUAGUGCGACAAAAAGUGCAGAAACUAUUCUUCAGCAGGACAGUUCAGCAAUUGAGGGUUUAACUUCCGAGAAUGAUUUUCAUCACUGGCUGCGCGACAGUGGAAUGAAGCAGUGAGAAGAAGGCGAAA